Molecule: messenger RNA, 2256 nt
Organism: Plasmodium gallinaceum
Lineage: Eukaryota; Apicomplexa; Aconoidasida; Haemosporida; Plasmodiidae
Product: GPI-anchored micronemal antigen, putative
Exons: 1
Coding region: 1-2256 (751 amino acids)
Source: RefSeq, a predicted model, not a curated record
AUGAAAUAUAAUAUAUUCUUCUUCUUUGUAUUAAUAAUCACUUUAUUCAAUGCUACUAGAGCUUUAAUAAGAAAUACAUAUAAUUCUAAAGCAUUAACAGCUGACCAAAAUAAUGAUCAAAACAAUGCCCAAAAUGUUAGUCAAAAUAAUUCCUUAAAUAAUGAAAAUUCAUGUGCAAUCCAAAAGAUGGCUGAGGAAAUGAUUGAAAAAUUGUUGAAUGAAAAGGAUUUAUUUACUACUAUAAUGGAAGCAUUACAAAGUAGAUUGAACGAUGAUUAUCUAUGCACAGAACAAAAAUUUACAAACAUUUGCAUACAUGAAAAGGACCAAAAGGCUUUAACAUUCCCAUGUUCUAGUAGUAAAUAUGAGGCAUUAAUACAUAAAUUUACAUAUAGAAAAUUAUGCCAUUCUAAAAUAGCUUUUAGUAAUAUAUUAUUGAAAUCAUUCAUUGAAAAAAAGGAAUCAGAAAAUACUUUUAGUACCAUAUUGAAGCAUUAUAAUCUUUUAUUAAAAUGUGUAGAUAAUGAUUUAAAAGAAAUUUAUAGAUCAUCAAUUCAAUUAUUUACUGAUUUAAGAACUUCCGUUGUAGAUUUGUCAGAAAAAUUGUGGUCUAAAAAAAUUAUCGAUGUUCUAAAAAAAAGGGAACAUUUAAUUGCAGGAAUUUUUUGUGAAUUAAGAAACGGUAGCCAAUCAAACUUGGUGUCAAAUAGUUUAGAAUUUGAAAAUUUUGGAAUUUUAAAAAUUAAUAAUGAAGAUAUUUUAAACGAAGCAUUUUAUGCAUUUUCAGAAUACUAUUACUAUUUCCCAUAUUUUGCAACUAAAUUAUUGGAAAAAGGUGGAAUGAUUGAAAGAUUAAUAAAUAUACAUGAAAAAUUAACUAGCUAUAGAACUCAACAUAUAUUAACAAGAAUAAAUGAGCAAUCUAAAACGGAAGUUUUAAAUAAUGAAGACGUUUUUCACAAUUUAAGUAGUUAUAAGCACCAUCAUGCAAACAGUAGCAAUUCUUUCGCCCAAUUUAAAGAAAUAAAAGAGACUAAUUCAGAGACUAAUGAUAAUAUAAAUACAAACACAAAUGCAACUGUAAAUACAAAUUCAAAUACAAAUGUAAAUACAAAUACAAAUGCAAAUACAAAUACAAAUUCAGAUUCACAUUCAAACCCAAAUCCAAAUCCAAAUCAUAAUUCAGAUACAAUUGCAAAUCCUAAUUCAGAUACAAAUACAAAUCCUAAUUCAGAUACAAAUACAAAUCCUAAUUCAGAUACAAAUACAAAUCCUAAUUCAGAUACAAAAACAAAUCCUAAUUCGGAUACAAUUACAAAUCCUAAUUCAGAUACAAAAACAAAUCCAACUUCAGAUACAAUUACAAAUCCUAAUUCAGACACAGUUAUAAAUAUAAAAGAAAAUCAACCCCAAAUUUCAAAUACAAAUAAUAACAUUGUAAUAACAAAACCUCAGGAAUUAUCAAAUACACCAGAAAAUAGUAAGAAUACAAAAUCUCAAGGUAAUGUAUUAAACAAUCCUCUAUAUUCAAUCAGUUCACUAAAAUCAAAAAAUAUUGUAGACUUAAUAAAAGAUUUAAUAAAAGAUACAAAUAUUGUUAAGUUUGAAAAUAAUGAACCAACAAAUAACAUAGAUGAAGAAGGAAUUAAAAAACUUAUAGAAAACUCCUUUCUUGAUUUAAAUGACAAUACUAUGUUAGUCCGUUUAUUAAUAAAACCACAAGCAGUAAUUUUGUCUGUAAUUCAAUCAUUCAUAUUGAUGACACCAUCUCCAGAAAGAGAUGCCAGAACAUACUGUAAAAAAGUAUUAGUUAAUGAUGAAUUAAUUGAUAGUGCUGAUAUAAAAGAUGUUUCAGAAGAAGAAGAUUUAGUUAACAAAUUUGCUAGUAAAUACAAUUUAGUUUAUGAAAAAAUAAAAUUAGAAGAAUUAAGGGAAAUUGAACAAAGUAAGAAAACUAUUAAAAAUUCAAAGAAACAUUUAUCAGCAAUUGAAGUUCAAAAUGUACAAAAUAGGAAUGAAAAAAGUAUGGCGGUGAAUAAAUAUGAUUCAAAUAACAAUGCUCCUUUAAUCGCUGUAGUACGUGAUCCAAAUGGUGAAAAAACAGAUGAUAUAAUAAAUAAUAAUGUUGACUUAUACUCUUUGUCUGGAGAUGUAGACCAAACUUUUGAAGAUCCAAAUAAAAAAAGUGGAACUUCAUCCAUGGUGCUUUCUAACAUCUUAUUUCUUUUAUUCUUUUUUUUUUAUUAUUUUAUCUAA